AUGAAGUUAGCUAUCUGUUUUGUAUUGAGCUUAAUCACACUGGCAUCUGCGCUGCCCUCUAUUCCGUACCUUAAUAAACGCUUGGCUGAAGCCGAGAAUGUAACUCUGUACAAUUCUACCAAUACUGAAACGGCCCCUACUGUUCCUGUAGUAUUGGAUGUUGUGUUACUAAAUGGUACUUCUUGGAUUUCAACUCGUGAAAGGUUCUGGGCAGUCGAAAGUGGAGGAGACGAAUUCGCCAUUACUGAUAGUUUGCACAGUUUGAGGUCUAUUGACAAUGUCCUCUGGAGCCCAAUACUAGACCACAUCGAGCGACCUCGACUUCUAGUAUUGGAUGAAGUAGCUAGCGAAAGUCUUUCUAAGGUUGCAAGUGAUGUUUCCGGUAUUUCCGCUUAUUGGACUGAAGCUGGUAGUGAUAGCAAUGCUACGAUAUCUGGAAGUUUUUACCCGACAAACGUGACAACCAAUUCAUCUCUUGCUUGGAAUACAACUUCUAAUCAAACCAACACUUCUUCUACUUCUCUCCCGACUGAAGUAAAUUCUUUGAUUCUUACUUCCUUUGGAUUAAGUGAGAGUUUCGUUAAUCACUCAGCAUCACGAUUAGUAGUUGUAGGAGCUGCGAAACCGGCUUCAACGAAUGUCUCUGUUUUGGAUUCUUCCGAAAACCCAGUUUAUCAAACAUUAACUAAUCAGAGUACUACUUCCAUUCGCCGUGAGGUUCCCGUAGUUGACUCCAAGGUUAUUGAUGUAUUUGGUUACAACUUUUAUUUCUUGGCUUUAAGUUCCUCUAUAUCUUUUUUGAAGAGCUUUGCAUUUUGCAAUCAAACAUCUGCCUUUUCAUUGUUUCAGGAUAUUGCUUCAUGCGGCUUAUCAGGUCAAUUGAGUUCUUCCUCUUGCUUUGACGGAAGUUAUUAUUCACUUUUCGGCCCCACCGGAUAUUUUGCAACAGGAUUUGGAAGUUCAGCUGAUGUUGUCGUGAUUCAAAGUGAAACAAAUUGCAAUGCAACUGUUUCCGCUGCUGCUUCCAAUACCACAUACGUGAACGUGAACAGCUACGUUGAUUUGACACCAACCUUGCUAACGAACAGCACAUACAACUCGAAUCUCACGAACAGUUCAAUUCCCCCAAUUCCCUAUACUAUCACCAAUACCACCAGCAACGAUACUACUGCCUUAAAUAGUAGUAACUCUUCCGGUGUUGGACCUUUGGCAUAUUAUGGAUCUGGAUUUUUGAACAUUUCUGAUUAUUUGAAUACCGAAGGCGAUGGACAUGUUAUUUUGAAGGGAUCGGGUGGAUCUAUCUUAGGUGAUUUCUACAUUAUUAAUUACACAAGUGUGGCCUUGGGAGACUACUUAAUUCCACUUUGGUGGUAA
This is a messenger RNA of Schizosaccharomyces octosporus yFS286, 1374 nucleotides long. RefSeq lists its product as uncharacterized. The transcript has a single exon. NCBI's taxonomy places the organism in Eukaryota, Fungi, Ascomycota, Schizosaccharomycetes, Schizosaccharomycetales, Schizosaccharomycetaceae. The record is from RefSeq and is a predicted model, not a curated record. The coding region runs from base 1 to 1374 and encodes 457 amino acids.